Molecule: messenger RNA, 1227 nt
Organism: Gopherus flavomarginatus (Mexican gopher tortoise)
Lineage: Eukaryota; Metazoa; Chordata; Testudines; Testudinidae
Gene: HHLA1
Product: HERV-H LTR-associating 1
Exons: 14
Coding region: 1-1227 (408 amino acids)
Source: RefSeq, a predicted model, not a curated record
AUGUCGCAUCAUCCUUUGCAUCUUAUGGUUGCAGGCAUGAAAGGAGAAAAGAAGAAGGAGAAGAGCGUGCCGGUGCUGGCUACUGCAGAGCUGCCUGCCAAAUCCAUUGAUCUGACUGCGAUUAACCUGACUGAACUAGUGAACGGAAUGUUAAAUACAGCUCUCAAAGGUACCAAAAAAUUCUUCUCUUUGCUGAGCAUUACCUCUUACAGCUCGUUUGCCUUCCACAAAGUUUCGGUCGCCGUUUAUAACAUUUCUAACCUGAAAAAUGUUGACCCCAGCAAGUUCCCGAUGCGAUAUUGCUACUGUUUAAACAACCUGACAAAUGACUUAACAGAUUUUACAGCUUUACUUGUAGAUAUUAUUGGAAACUCCACCAGUUACCUCACAGAAAUUUUCAAAUCAACCUCCAUCGUCUCAGUGAGUCAGAGCAAUGAUUCAGAAUGCAUCUAUAUCUGCGUGAUGGCAGGCCAAACAGGCAGAAAUAUGUCUGACUUUUGGGAAAUGAUAGAGAAAUCUCCUGUUAUUAAUUACACAUUUUCCAGUAAUAUGUCUGCGCUCCUGGCUGAAAUGUAUCCCUUCUGGACACAGCCACCUUCUCCUGAAGUAACCAAAGUAUCUAUCCAAACGGAGUCAUAUCUGCCUUCAUUAUUGUUGUCUACCCCUGUGUUCAAGCCUGAAGUGUUACCAAAACUGCAUACAGCUUCCAAGCUACAAGCCAACCUCAGUGGAGACCUCAUUACCAACCCCAACACCACUGUGAACGCUUCCAAGAAGCCCGAGUCAGAGACCCUUUUUGUGAACAGUGAGGAGAAGGAGGAGGUGGGCGAGGAAGAGGAGAAGGAAUAUGGGGGACAGGCGACAUGGGGAUCCAGCUGUGAAGCGACCCAGGACAUGUUUUUCACUCUACCGCCGUCCAGCCAGUCCCAACAGUCGAGCACAGGAUGUCCACAGGCAGCUCUUAAAGAGCCAUCCAUGAAUUCCCCUUCUGUUACCUUUAUGGCUCAAAAGAUCAAUCCUUGCGUGAUGGAGCUGUGUAAAUUUUUCCAGCAGUGCCUUUGUGUCAAUCAAAGAAGAAAUUCAAGAAAAGAAGCCAUGAGGUACUGUAUUGAAUACUAUUCCUGGUUCUUGAAAAAUGCAACUUACAUCUGUGAAAGGGUCAAAAGAAUGGCUUACUCACAAACAUUAAAGCAAAAAUGCCUUACAAACAUCUGUAAAUCUGUCUAA